CUAAAGAAAAGCUAUCAGGACCUAAUGAAGUAUAUAAUUGGAUAACCGUAAACAACCACGAAUAUCAAGGAUAUCAUAACCAAUUAAUAGCCCAUAACACCACUGAUUAUAAUUCAGAAGAAAAUCAUAGACAACACACAUUUGACCUUAUAGAUCGAUACACAAAAAAUAACAAUGGAACAGAUAACCCAAUUUCCUCUAGAAACCAUACCAACAACAAUAAAAUUAGCACAAAAAGAGAAACUUUAGAAGAAACCGGAAUACUCAUUUACCAAGAAAAACUGAUAGAAAUCAGACAUAGUUAUUAUCCAUCCAAAGAUACUAAUGGAUAUAAUACUACAAGCGCAACUGAAAUAAAAAUAUAUAUUCACCCUUCUAACAAUCAAGAACUACUACAAAUGGAACCUAAUAACCAUGGAACCUGGAAAUAUUAUACCAAAGCAGAAAUAUUAGAUCAUAUUAUAAUAACACCCAAACUACAAUUACAACUUAAUCUAAUAUUCUACUCAAUAGAAAAUUAUCAAAAAUACUAG
Molecule: messenger RNA, 533 nt
Organism: Racocetra persica
Lineage: Eukaryota; Fungi; Glomeromycota; Glomeromycetes; Diversisporales; Gigasporaceae
Source: the annotation of a GenBank genome assembly